AUGGCUUCCUCCUGUGGCAACGACGAGGACCUGACUCUCCCCAGAGCUGCUGUCAACAAGAUGAUCAAAGAGACGCUCCCCAACGUCCGGGUGGCCAGCGAAGCCCGGGAGCUAGUGGUGAACUGCUGCACUGAAUUCAUUCACCUCAUCUCUUCGGAAGCCAAUGAGAUUUGCCACGAAUCGGCGAAGAAGAACAUCUCCCCAGAACAUGUCAUGCGAGCCCUAGAAAGUUUGGGCUUUGGCUCUUACAUCAGCGAAGUCAAAGAAGUGUUACAAGACUGCAAGACGGUAUCGUUAAAAAGAAGAAGGAAAGCCCGUUCUCGUUUGGAAAACCUCGGCAUUCCCGAAGAAGAGUUACUGAGGCAGCAGCAGGAACUGUUUUCAAAAGCUAGGCAGCAACAAGCAGAACUGGCCCAGCGGGAGUGGCUUCAAAUGCAGCAAGCUGCCCAGCAAGCACAGCUCAUGGCUGCCUCAGCCAGUGCGUCUAACCAGGCAGGGUCUUCUCAGGAUGAAGACGACGAUGAUGAUGAUGAUGCUAUCUGAAAUUCACCAGCUGAGGUUCUGUUUCCUCUGCACAAGGAAACUGCGAAAGAAAUGCUUAUCUGUAACUUUGUGUGCAUCUGGAUGGAUGUGCCACUGGUACCCUGGGGAUGUCUGCUACUGGUUUUCAUCUGUU
Molecule: messenger RNA, 676 nt
Organism: Pipistrellus kuhlii (Kuhl's pipistrelle)
Lineage: Eukaryota; Metazoa; Chordata; Mammalia; Chiroptera; Vespertilionidae
Product: protein Dr1-like
Exons: 1
Coding region: 1-543 (180 amino acids)
Biological process (GO): RNA polymerase II preinitiation complex assembly; negative regulation of transcription by RNA polymerase II; positive regulation of transcription by RNA polymerase II
Cellular component (GO): negative cofactor 2 complex
Molecular function (GO): protein heterodimerization activity; TBP-class protein binding; core promoter sequence-specific DNA binding
Source: RefSeq, a predicted model, not a curated record